Messenger RNA from Penicillium angulare, 690 nucleotides. RefSeq lists its product as uncharacterized. The transcript has 2 exons. Lineage: Eukaryota; Fungi; Ascomycota; Eurotiomycetes; Eurotiales; Aspergillaceae. Bases 1 to 690 code for a protein of 229 amino acids. The record is from RefSeq and is a predicted model, not a curated record.
AUGGUCCGGCCCGUGUUGAUCUUCUCAGCGCUAAUCGCUUUGGUCCAUGGGAAGCUUAACACGAGCGCUCUAGUUUCCAAUACUUGUGACUUGCUCAGUCAAUGGGCACAGAUAUCUCCUUUGAAUGGCUCUGUAAGCUACGUCCAGAAUGAGCAGACCAGCGUCAUGUCACUCCUUCCAGACUGUACAAAUAUUCUCGAAAAGGCAGCUGUGCUUUGUUUGAGUGACUCAGAAACUUGCAAUCAGUUUUCUCUUUCAUGGGCCUUUUCUCCAUCUUCUAAGCAUGUGAACAGCAAAAAUGACGAAAGGAAGCUGAGACGAAACGUGGACGUCGAAAACCGUUCUUGCCAGUAUGAGGAUGCGUCAUCUACUGCUCACUCUGCCAUCAUGGCAAUGUCAACCCCAGCACAGACCAUUUCAACCUUGGCAUCAACUACAGGAAAAGUAACCGCGAGUCUUGAAAUACCAACGGGAAAUGAAGAAAGGUGUAGCUCCAAAGGACUAGUCCCAACCUCUGCAGCUUAUGAGUCACUUGGCUCCACUGCUAAAAUUGAAGGCCUUUCCGCCGAAGCUGGUCGUGCAUGCAUCAUCAAGUUGCUUGACUUCAAUUCCACUCCGCGUGGGAAAUGUUAUUGUUCCGACAAUACGACUAUUGAUUACGUCAACGGUGAAUGUGAAGUCUACUCGUGA